Mangifera indica (mango) is the source of this 922-nucleotide messenger RNA. Its product is annotated as thaumatin-like protein. The record is from RefSeq and is a predicted model, not a curated record. The transcript has a single exon. Gene Ontology annotation, biological process: defense response. Gene Ontology annotation, cellular component: extracellular region. NCBI's taxonomy places the organism in Eukaryota, Viridiplantae, Streptophyta, Magnoliopsida, Sapindales, Anacardiaceae. The coding region runs from base 1 to 750 and encodes 249 amino acids.
AUGACGAAAUCACCACUAUAUAACCCCCCAAGUAUAUCCUUAGAGCACACACCGACACUCAUCACACAGGCUGUUUCAAUAACCUCUCAAUUGAUGUCUUCUUUGCUUUUCAUACUCUUUCUUUCCUUCACUGUGGCCAAUGCAGCUACUUUCAAUAUCAUAAACAAUUGCCCCUACACGGUCUGGGCGGCUGCCUCCCCAGGGGGAGGCAGAAGACUUGAUCGUGGUCAAAACUGGCUCCUUAAUGUGAACCCUGGCACAGCAGGAGCCCGCAUAUGGGCUCGGACAGGUUGCCAAUUUGAUGGAGCUGGGCGUGGGCGUUGCCAGACUGGUGACUGUGGGGGGCUUCUCCAAUGUCAAGGCUAUGGGUCAGCCCCUAAUACCUUAGCUGAAUACGCCCUGAACCAGUGGAACAACCUUGAUUUCAUUGAUAUUUCUGUUAUUGAUGGGUUUAAUGUUCCAAUGGAAUUCAGCUCAGUGUCCGGAGGGUGCAACCGUGUGAUAAAAUGUGUAGGGGAUAUUAUUGGACAGUGCCCGAACGAGCUGAGGGUCCCUGGUGGAUGUAACGGGGCAUGUCCCGUUUUCAAGACCGAUCAAUAUUGCUGUAAUUCUGUUAAUUGUGGACCUACACCUUACUCCAGGUAUUUCAAGGAUAGAUGUCCAAAUGCUUACAGUUACCCUAAAGAUGAUGCAACAAGCACAUUUACUUGUCCAGGUGGUGCGAACUAUAAGGUUGUGUUUUGUCCUUGAAGUACGUCUUCUUCAUGCAGCAUUACGUUGAACUAUAUGAUAUGUAACUAAUUAAAUAAGAGCUCAGUGCUAGCUUUGCAAACAUAUGUACUGCCGUAUGCUGCUAUCCUGAAUGGUACUCAAGUGUGAUAAUAAAACUUUCAUUAAGUUUAUCAGCUUCUUUUAAAAUUUA